This is a messenger RNA of Argentina anserina (silverweed cinquefoil), 1573 nucleotides long. Its product is annotated as GDSL esterase/lipase 1-like. The record is from RefSeq and is a predicted model, not a curated record. NCBI's taxonomy places the organism in Eukaryota, Viridiplantae, Streptophyta, Magnoliopsida, Rosales, Rosaceae. The coding region runs from base 21 to 1196 and encodes 391 amino acids. Gene Ontology annotation, molecular function: lipase activity. The transcript has 5 exons.
UUCUCUUCAGUUACUUAACCAUGAUCACAGUUGUGAUGAUGAGUAGCUGCCAUGGAGCAUUUGUUACAGACCCGGAAUUGGAUACUAGCACUACUAUUACUACUACUAGUGGUAGAGUUGCCUUGUUCGUUUUCGGGGACUCGACUGUGGACCCCGGCAACAACAACUACAUCACAACCAUCCCGGAAAACCAGGCACAUUACAAGCCUUACGGCCAGAACGACUUCUUCGACCACCCCACCGGACGUUUCUCCGAUGGUCGUGUCAUUGUAGACUAUAUAGCGGAGUAUGCAAAGCUGCCAAUAAUCCCUCCAUUCUUGGGACCAACUAUUGAUUAUACCAAUGGUGUGAACUUUGCGUCGGGUGGAGCUGGUGUUCUUCCGGAAACCAAUCAAGGAUUGGCGAUUGAUCUUCCGACACAAUUGAGAUACUUUGAAGAGGUGCAAAAACGAUUGACAAAAAAGCUGGGAGAAGAGAAAGCAAAGGAAGUGAUAUCAGAAGCAGUGUAUUUCUUUAGUAUUGGAAGCAAUGACUAUAUGGCCGGUUACUUAGGUAAUCAAAAAAUGCAGGAACAAUAUAAUCCUGAACAGUAUGUGGGAAUGGUGAUCGGAAAUUUGACGCAGGCAAUCCAAGUGUUGUAUGAGAAAGGCGGUAGGAAAUUUGGUUUCUUGAGGUUGGCUCCGCUUGGUUGCUUGCCUUUCUUUAGGGCUGUGAACCUCAGAGCCACGAGAGGCGGAAGGGGCUGUUUUGAAGGAGCUUCUGCUCUUGCACUAGCUCAUAACGAUGCAUUUAAUAAUGUGCUCGCAAACAUUGGAUAUGUGCUCAAAGAGUUCAAGUACUGCAGCUCCAAUUUCUAUGAUUGGCUUCAGGAAAGAAUAGAUCAUCCUAACAAAUAUGGUUUCAAGGAUGGAAUCAAUGCUUGCUGCGGAAGCGGACCAUAUGGAGGCUCGUUCACCUGCGGAGGCACAAAGGAGGAUAAAGAUUACCAGUUAUGUAACAAUGCUGAUAAUUAUAUAUGGUUUGACUCUAUCCAUGUAACAGAGAGGAUCCAUGAGCAACUUGCAAAGGGUCUGUGGAAUGGACCACCUUCUUCUGUCGGGCCAUAUAACCUAGAAAGUCUCUUCUUUGAGAAGGAGAAGCUCACCAUAGGCGGCAUACUUGAUAAACCAGAAGCGGAUCAGUUCAUGUCCUUCUAAGAUCUCAGGUCAUGCAUCAAGUUUCUAUAUAACUGGCUAGAGCUAGUCAGAUACAAUUUCAAAUUUUCAAUGCUUUAACUGUUUUAUCAUAUAAGGUUAUAUAUGUAUUUGUGAUGUGAUCAUAUAUUAGAGUGAAGGCAUUAUCCGAGUCAUUCAUGUGUAUUGUUUGUUUUCUUGUAUUUGAUCGCAAAGAUUGCUCUGUUGUUAAUAACAUUGUUCACUUUUAAGAACUGGUUGUACUUUCCCAUAUCUCAUAGAUAGUGAGUUUAAUAUUUGAUUGGGGAACACUGUAAGACCAUGACACCAAAAUUAUGUGUAUAGGUUAAAUCCAUUUUUCAUUGUACAAAAACUACCCCGAUCAAUCUGUAAUUUACACA